AUGAGUACACAACUCGCCCUCUAUCACCACGACUGUGGCGUGGCCGAGGUCAGGGAGUGCAGGAUUCCGGAGCCUACCGAUGACGAGGUUCUUGUCAAAGUGGCUGCCGUAGCCCUGAAUCCAAUUGAUUGGAAGAUACUCCAUGGGUCAAAGCCUUCAUUGCCAGCCAUCCUCGGCUGUGACUUCGCUGGUACUGUGGCUAGCGUUGGUAAUGGUGUGACAAAGACCAAGGUUGGCGAACGUGUCAUCGGCUUUGUAGCAGGAGGCAAUCCUCUGAGACCAACAGAUGGUGCAUUUGCCCAAUAUGUUGCUGCCCCAGCACAUAUGAUUCUUCACCUACCCCAACAUAUGUCGUUCGAAGACGGCGCAUCACUACCAAGUCCUCUAUUCGUUGGUGGAUUCUGUCUGUAUAAACACUUGCCAAUCCCAUAUCCAUCAUAUCCAGGUGAUGCAAACAUUAAGCAGCCUGUAGCAAAUGAUGAAGGUGACCGUACAGCGGUGUUAAUUUACGGUGGCGGCACAGCUACCGGGUCAAUACAGAUUCAAUUGGCUAAGUUGUCGGGGUUAAGUGUAUACACCGUGUGCUCCCGCGAUAGCUUCGAGUUAGUGAAAAGAUGUGGUGCUGAUUACAUUUUCUAUCAUGAUGAACCGGCUUCAUUAACUCAUCUGCGUGGCGUUACACAAGGCAAAAUAAAAGCGUCGGUUGAUUGUAUCUCUUCAGAAUACUCUGCUGCUAUAUGUGCUGCCAACAUGGACAUUUCUGGAGGCAAGUACAUCAGCCUUACCGCAGCAGACAGGAUCAACGAUCCACGAAUCACGGUUGUUAAAAUUUUUGGUUUCACAAUGAUGAAUAGAGAAUUCAUUUUCGAAUCGAAGGGAAUUCGCGCAGAUAUUAACCACGAUAAUGCAAACUUUGCAGCUUUUUUUAGUCAAAUUGCCGAGCGGCUCAUAGCAGUCGGAGCAAUUGAGCAUGGGGCGGUAGAAGUUCGUCCUGGUGGCUUGGAUGGAAUUCUUUCCGGGCUGGAAGACUUAAAAGCUGGGACUGUACAUAGAAAAAGGCUGGUCUAUCUCAUUGAAUGA
Messenger RNA from Trichoderma virens Gv29-8, 1080 nucleotides. RefSeq lists its product as uncharacterized. The transcript is spliced from 4 exons. The record is from RefSeq and is a predicted model, not a curated record. Gene Ontology annotation, molecular function: oxidoreductase activity, acting on NAD(P)H. NCBI's taxonomy places the organism in Eukaryota, Fungi, Ascomycota, Sordariomycetes, Hypocreales, Hypocreaceae. The coding region runs from base 1 to 1080 and encodes 359 amino acids.